AUGGCUUUCAAAUUCGUAGUAUUUUGCGCUGUUUUGGCUUGCGCCAAUGCCGGUCUCAUCGGUGCACCAGUUGCUCACUACUCUCCAGCUGAAGCAGUCAGCUCCAGCUACAUCCACCAAGCAGCUGCACCAAUUGCUGUAGCCCAUGCCGCUCCACUCAUCGCCAAGACUUACGCCGCCCCAGUAGCCACCUAUGCACAUGCUGCCCCAGUAGCUACCUACGCUCAUACCGCACCAGUAGCCACCUAUGCCCAUGCUGCUCCAGUAGCUGCUUACGCCCAUGCCGCCCCAAUUGCCGUAGGAACCACCAGCCAAAGCGUAGUCCGUUCUUUGGGAGGAGCUCAAGCAGUAUCUCACUACUCCAAGGCUGAAGACAGUGCCUUCUCCACCGUCCGCAAAUACGAUACCCGCAUCACCAACGAUGCUUACUCCUUUGCCCAUGCCGCCCCAGUAGCUACCUACGCCAAGACCUAUGCUGCUCCAUUAGUCGCUAAGGCUGCUUAUGUAGCCCCUGUAGCUACUUAUGCUCAUGCCGCUCCAGUCGCCACUUAUGCUCAUGCUGCUCCAGUAGCUACCUACGCUCAUGCUGCUCCUGUUGCCAAAGCCGCCAUUGCCUACUCUCCAGCAAGCGUUGUCUCUCAUACCUCCUUCGCUGGUCUUGGUGCCCAUUACGAAUGGUAA
This is a messenger RNA of Nicrophorus vespilloides, 681 nucleotides long. RefSeq names its product larval/pupal cuticle protein H1C-like. The transcript has 2 exons. The record is from RefSeq and is a predicted model, not a curated record. Lineage: Eukaryota; Metazoa; Arthropoda; Insecta; Coleoptera; Silphidae. The coding region runs from base 1 to 681 and encodes 226 amino acids.